Messenger RNA from Geodia barretti, 2447 nucleotides. Lineage: Eukaryota; Metazoa; Porifera; Demospongiae; Tetractinellida; Geodiidae. The record is from the annotation of a GenBank genome assembly.
UGCGCUGCCCGUAUCCGCGUGAGGGCGAUCGAGGGUGUGGCUUGUUGAACAUGGAAGGUCGAGGGCGGGCGUCUACGCGAAAUAGGCGUGGCUCGUAGACGCCUGUGUGGAAACCCCCCUGAAGAUGCAUCUAAUGGUGGGGCUCCAGAGCUCGUGGAAAUGCGUAGAGAUUUCGCUGCAGGACGGCAGCGUCCCCGUCAUAGGCGGAGUACCUCUACCUGACUGUAACAUAGAGCCUGCCGUCUGGUUCAAGGUAGUGAUCACCAGUGUCAAUAGCUAGCAAAUGCCGUGAUAGUCUUGCGUGGUUUUUUCCCUUGUCAUUAAAGAGGGGUUCCUCUCUAUCAGGCUCUGGUGUUGGACAGCGUUUGUAUCGACUGCUCGGAUCACGUCAUCUCGUGGGCAGUGGUCAGCCCUAGCAGCAGUCUUUCUCAUCACCAAUCAACCCCCACCACCUCCUCCCCUGAUCACACUCUGAUGGCUCCUCACGAAGAUGGCGAGCCGUCAUGUCCCGACAACCUCCACGACCUUUUUGAAGUGGCAGAGACCCUCUUCAGAGCCUCUCCCCUCUGUUCUCCCUCCCAUCACCACUACCCGUCCUCACACCCUCCCUCACCUCACCGCGAGGACUGGGAGCACCAGAUGUGGCUGAGAUUUCUCCACACUCUACUCCUGCCACUCCUUACACUCCAGAGGGAGGACCUACCUUCUCUCCAGCUCUCUCUGGAUAACUACUGCAACCAUACCAUCUCUUCUUUGGACUCCAACAUUGCCCAGAGCACUGCUCUCUCACAACAGUUGAAGGAGGAGCUGGAUACAGUGAGAUCAUCUCUGCUGCCAAUAGUGGUGUCCUCUCCCAUCCACCCUCACCCUCCCCUCCUCCUUUCACUCCUCAACGCUGAUCUUAAACAGAUGGAGGAUGAUGCCAGGUCCAAGAUUGCCUACUAUUCCCGGACCCUGGCCCUCCAGUCUCGACUGACGGCCUCGGGCUCUCCAGUCAUGAACCUAGACAGACUGCAGGCCGACAAGAGACUAGCAGAGAGUCACCUCACUACCUCCAUGGAGAUGAAAUCGGUGGUGCUGUCCCUCACGAGUCAGUCUGUGGAGGACCACCUCCAGCCAGUGUCAGAUGACCUGCCAGAGCUCACCAGCAGGUAUCUGGGUCUACAGGAGAGACUGGGGGAGGCUAGAGACUCUGCCAACCACUGGUCCAGGAAAAAGGUGCUGGCCCUGAGUGUGAGAGAGGCAAUGGAGCAGGCAGUGGCGAGUCUGCAGGCAGGUCAUGUGACUGCUGGGAUGGACAUCAGCAUGCACGGGGGACGCUCCACUGAUGUUCUCCCCGAGGCCUCCCACUAUCAAGCCAAGGAAGAGUUCACCACCCUCAGUGAGAGAGUCAAACAACUCCUGGACAUGGCUCACAGUCCAGCUGCUCGACUCCACAACUCUCUGGUUCAGACAGUCCAGAUGAAGUGGUUCCCCGCCAUGUGUAACGGCUUUGUCGUCAUCUCUUCGGACAUGACUCGCACUCUCCCUUCACCCAGGACAAGGACUCAAAGUUGGCGACGUCACUUUAGUUUCAAGAAGACCCGAACUAUGACCUCUCCUUCUUCACCCCCUCCCUCCAACAUGGCCGAGGCUGGGAAACUCCUCCACAUACGAUUCCAAGAGAUAGUGAGUGCAUUGUGUGACCAUCUGGCGGACCACGACACGGGGUUCACGCAGCAGGUGUGGCUCUGCUAUGAGAACCUCUUCUUUGACAACUUCUCCUCCUCCUUUCUCUCUCACUAUCAGAGUGAGAAUCAGAAGUUCUGUGAGCAGCUGAGAGUCAAUGCUCUGAGUGUCAGUGUCCUCCCUCCCUCCUCUCUCUCCCUCACCACCCCAGAGACCAUGUGGCUCUCUCUCUUUCCUCCUCGAUCCUUCGGCGACGCCACACUCCUCUACACACAGUCCCUGGAGGACCCCGAUGUAACCUCUGAACCACCUCAGUUGGCCCCAGGGCUCCAGGCCAAGUUUGGUCCUGUGGUGACUGAUCUUUACUGCAUGGCAAGGACGAGAGCUCCGCUGCAUAAAUUACAGCUACUGACGUCUGCCUUCCGUAAGACUAUGGCCUCCCUCUCAGCACUGAAACUGCAAUCUCUCUUAGAAGAAGGUAGCACAGAUUUCCACCUGGCAGGAGUAAGUUGUGACGACCUCCUGCCAUUGCUAGUCCUCCUCCUCCUCCAGCUACCCCCAGCCUUCCUCUGCCAACUGUGGCUACACUGUCUUCUACUGGAGGACUGUUGCCCUACCUUCCUCCAGGCUGGCUGGCACGGGUACUCCCUCACCACCUUUCGCUCUAGUCUAACUGUCAUCUCUGAACUCUAAGAGCAGCGCCAUCAUUCACUGUCUUUUCACACACGAAUCAGGUAUUACACAUGUGUAAGAGGCGUUAUGUAAAAAUAUUCCAGCAA